This is a messenger RNA of Klebsormidium nitens, 520 nucleotides long. The record is from the annotation of a GenBank genome assembly. NCBI's taxonomy places the organism in Eukaryota, Viridiplantae, Streptophyta, Klebsormidiophyceae, Klebsormidiales, Klebsormidiaceae.
UGGACUGGACAAGGUUGUGCCGCCGCCGGAGCAGCGCGCCAACCUGGUGAAGGCGAUCCAUGUUGACGUCGGGCACUAUGGGGUAAGCAAAACUUACUCGUUGCUGUCACCAACGUAUUUCUGGGUCAACAUGUUUGCAGACGUGCGGGCUGAGGUAGCCAAGUGCACGGUGUGCGACAGGGUUAAAGCCAGUUUUGAGGUCAAGGACCCAACGCUGAAACCGUUGCCCAUUAUGGGAAUGUUCUACAGAUGGCCCAUCGUCGGGGCCCGUGUACGGGACGUGUUGCACACCGUGGUGGAUCUGGACUCCCCGCAGGUGUGGGCAACCGUCGUUGAGGAGCGCGCCCGACUCUUUAGGGAGGAGAUGCCGAUAGCCUUCAACAACCUCGCGAUAGCGCAACACAGAGACAUGCUGCGUUACGCGCACAAGAGGUGCUCUUUCGACUGUGCGAUACUGGAUUGGGUUCGUCUAGAGGCACCGGCAGGUUCAGAUCAAGCAGGUAUCAUGUCCCUAGCCUGA